AAAAGACAUCUGUCUACUUUGUCUGUCUUUUCAUAAAGUGUUCCUGAAAAAUCAAGCCAUGGUUAUGUCAGAUAAUAACGCGCGUCUCAUUCAAAGUAUGAAUUAAUAUUUUUAGAAAGAUAAUCAAAUAUGCAUUUGUGCCAGAUAGUGAGAACUAGUGAAAGCAUCCAAGAACUAUUUUGUGUAAAAUUUUUGUUAAGCAACUGCUUUUACAUCCAUGCAGAAUUUUGUGAAAAUCAUUGUGAUGUAUGUAGCAGGUUAUGUGAUGCAAGUGUUUUCAGCAUAUAAUUUUUCUAUGUAGCGCAGGAACUUUAUGCCUAGAAGGUAUAUUAUGAGGCAUUUGGGAAAAACAUUGUAUUAAAAGAGUUUAUUAUAUCAAUACAAGAGAGAAAGUUUGUGGAGUUCAUAAUUAAUUUUAAACAGUGCUUUAAAGAAGAAAAUUCUUAUUCUCAGGUUAAAUAAAGCUCACAUGUGUGAAGCAUCUGACAAGUCAUUCGGAUAAACAGGUGAUUGGAACAAGCAUAUGUUGAUUCUCCCUCAAAUGAAUCCUCAUGUGUGUGAGAUAUGUAACAGGCGUUUCUCUCGGAAAAUUAAUUUAAGCAAUCAUAUGCUUAUUCACACAGGAGAGAAACCUCAUGUGUGUGAGUUGUGUAACAAAUCAUUUAGAGUGAAGCAUACUUUAAACGAGCAUAUGAUUAUUCACACAGUAGAGAAACCUUAUGUGUGUGAAGUAUGUAACAAGUCAUUCAGGCAAAAGGAUCAUUUAAACAAGCAUAAGCUUACUCAUACAGCGGAGAAACCUCAUGUGUGUGAGCUAUGUAACAAAUCAUUCAGACAAAAGCAUCAUUUGAAUGAUCAUAUGCUUAUUCACUCAGGAGAGAGACCUCAUGUGUGUGAGAUAUGUAAUAAAGCAUUCAGAAAAAAGAGUGAUUUAAAGAAGCAUUUGCGUAUUCAUACAGGAGAGAAACCCCAUGUGUGUGAGAUGUGUAACAAAGCAUUUAGAAAAAGAACUGAUUUAAAUAAGCACUUGCUUAUUCACUCAGGAGAGAAACCUUAUAUGUGUGAAGUGUGUGAGAAGUCAUUCCGACAAAAAUUUUGUUUAAACCAGCAUAUGCGUAUUCACACUGGAGAAAAACCUCAUGUGUGUGAGGUAUGUAAUAAGUCAUUCAUACAAAAAUUUCAUUUAAACCAACAUAUGCCUAUUCACACAGGAGAGAAACCUAAUUUGUGUGAUGUAUGUAACAAAUCAUUUAGACAAAUAAGUACUUUAAACAUUCAUAUGCGUAUUCACACAGGAGUGAAACCUUAUGUGUGUAAGUCAUGUAAUAAGUCAUUUAGGCAAAAGCGUGAUUUAAAAAAUCAUAUGCGUAUUCAUGCAGGAGAAGAGGAACAAAACACAACAAAAUCUUGAAUAAAAGAAUAAAUUAGAGGACGGUAUCUACAGAGAACAGAAGCCUCUUGUCUGAACUGAAAAAUUUAGGUGAGAACCUUUACUUGUCUGUACAAUAACAACUUGUCCAUACUAGAAAGAAAUCUCAUUGUAAGAGUUGUGUAACAUGUCAUUUUAUCCUUGUUCUUAAUAAAAGUUUUAUUUAUUUAUUUCCUGAAA
Stegodyphus dumicola is the source of this 1609-nucleotide messenger RNA. Its product is annotated as zinc finger protein 595-like. The record is from RefSeq and is a predicted model, not a curated record. Lineage: Eukaryota; Metazoa; Arthropoda; Arachnida; Araneae; Eresidae.